AUGAUGUCUGACGCCUUGGAUUUUCUCCAGCUCAAAGGCGCUACAUACGGACUACGACCCCUCUGGGACUGCCCGAAGAUUGUUGGACGUGCCAGCACAGUGGAAGUGGGCAUCAAGAAACAAACCGCACCCACGAAGCAUCUUCUCACGCCAGUUAUAGAUGCGGUUACAACGGAUGACCGGAUCCUCGUUGUCUCCGGUGGUACAGAAGGGGUAUCCUGCUGGGGAGACAUAGUCGCAAAUGCCUCACAAAUGAGAAAAAUCCGUGGAACAAUCAUCGAUGGCAUGAGUCGUGAUAUUGACGGUAGUCGAGACAUCGGAUAUCCCGUUUAUGGUCGAGGCGUGACCAUGAUUAGCGCACGUAAUCGGAUUGUGCAACUGAACUCCGGUUCGUCUCUGCAGGUCCGGGGUGUCACGGUCAGCGAAGGAGACUAUGUGAUUGCCGAUAGAUGUGGAACAGUGUUCGUCCCAGCCGAGCGCAUCGAAGAAGUUUUGGACUUGGGAGAGCGAAUCGACCAUCGUCAGGCCCUUAUGGUCAAGGAAGUUCUGGCCGGCAAACCCGUGUCUGAGGUCAUGCAUGACACGAAAUUCGAGGCCAUUCAACAGAAUAAAAAGACAGCAUCCGCCAUACCCGUCGCGAAAGCGCCCAAUCGCAACCCCAAGGAUGCUAGUCUCGAAGAUCAAGAGUUGUCAGCUCUUUUCGCCAAGUCAGAUACCCCCGGAGUCUCAGAUGCGCUUGAUAAACUCGGAAUCCCCGGCCAGGCAUACAACAUCAUGCCUCUGGCUAAUUACGAAGGAGUUACGGUCGGACCGGCCUUCACAGUUCGCUACGUUCCCGCCAGCAACCCACCAGGAAGUGUUGGUGACUUCAUCGACGACGUCGCUAUUGGUGACGUAGUGGUUAUUGACAACGGUGGUCGCACUGAUUGCACUGUCUGGGGCGAUAUAAUGACCCAGUAUGCUGGUCUACGUGGAAUUGCUGGAACAGUUAUUGACGGAGUAUGUCGGGAUGUGAACCGCGCGAUAGACGAGAACUACCCGGUCUUUACGGCUGGACGUUGGAUGCGAACCGGUAAAGAUCGUGUUCAAGUUGGGGGAGUCAAUGAGUCAAUUGGCAUCGGAAAGGUGCGUGUACAGCCUCGCGAUAUUGUCGUUGCCGAUGCAAAUGGCGUUGUUAUUGUUCCGCGAGAUCGAGCUCGUGAGGUUGCUGAGAUCGCACGAAAGAUCGAAAUGAGUGAAGAUGAGAUUCGAGAAUUGAUCGCUGGGGGUGCUUCAAUUGCGGAGGCGAGGGAAAAGCUCGGUUAUCACACGUUGCAGCGCAAGGGAUAG
Molecule: messenger RNA, 1329 nt
Organism: Penicillium cosmopolitanum
Lineage: Eukaryota; Fungi; Ascomycota; Eurotiomycetes; Eurotiales; Aspergillaceae
Product: RraA family protein
Exons: 2
Coding region: 1-1329 (442 amino acids)
Source: RefSeq, a predicted model, not a curated record